Molecule: messenger RNA, 957 nt
Organism: Closterium sp. NIES-65
Lineage: Eukaryota; Viridiplantae; Streptophyta; Zygnematophyceae; Desmidiales; Closteriaceae
Source: the annotation of a GenBank genome assembly
AUGAGAGCAGCAGGGCGCGAUACAGUGCAGGUGAUAGCGGAUUUCGACCGCACGCUCACCAAGUUCACAGUGAACGGGAAGCCAGGCCAGAGCUGCCACAUGCUGCUGAACCUGCGGCACCCGGAGCUGGAGGAGCGCGGCAGGCGGCUGACAGCCAAGUACCUGCCCAUGGAGACGGACCCGCACUUGCCAUUCGAGGAGAAGUUUCAGUGCAUGGUGGAGUGGUGGACGGCCGCACACGAUCUGCUGCUGGAGAGUGGAAUCACCCGCGCUGACGUCACUAAGAGUGUGGCCGCUGCCAACACCGCCUUCCGUGACGGCUUCUGUGACAUGCUGGCUCUGCUGGAGGCUCACGGCGUGCCGCUGCUCAUCUUCUCUGCUGGCCUGGCCGACGUCAUUGAGGAGCUGCUCCAUCAGCAGCUUCCUCGCUCCUUCUCCAACGUGCGGGUCGUGUCAAACCGAAUGCAGUUCGAUGAAUCUGGACGGCUCAUCGCCUUCCCAGGACGCAUCAUCCAUGUGUUGAACAAGAAUGAGCACGCCUUGGAGCUCGCUGCCUUGGAGGAGGGCACUGCAGCUGCUGAUUCCCACUCUCACGGCAAUGGCUCCACUACAGCUGUACACACAGACCCAGCUUCCCACACCCAGGUGCUGACUAUGGCUCCGCAAGGUGUUGAUAGGGAGGCUGGUGCUGAUACUGUCACACCCGGUACAAUCACAGCUGCAGAGGAGGUGGCGGAGGUGCGGAGCAGGACGAAUGUGAUUCUGCUGGGAGACCAUCUGGGGGACCUGGGGAUGUCGGAGGGUGUAAGCAUCAGCAAUCAGAUCUCGGUGGGGUUCUUGAACCACGAUGUGGAGAGGCAGCUGGAGCUAUAUAAGAGGUCAUUUGAUAUUGUGGUGCUGGAUGAUGGACCUAUGGAUGUGGUGAUCGCACAACUUAACGAUGUUUUGUCGUUCUAA